Molecule: messenger RNA, 8495 nt
Organism: Cyprinus carpio (common carp)
Lineage: Eukaryota; Metazoa; Chordata; Actinopteri; Cypriniformes; Cyprinidae
Gene: bach2b
Product: BTB and CNC homology 1, basic leucine zipper transcription factor 2b
Exons: 5
Coding region: 1737-4151 (804 amino acids)
Biological process (GO): regulation of transcription by RNA polymerase II
Molecular function (GO): protein binding; DNA-binding transcription factor activity, RNA polymerase II-specific; RNA polymerase II cis-regulatory region sequence-specific DNA binding
Source: RefSeq, a predicted model, not a curated record
AAAUGUCUGGGAAUGUCGGACACAAAUUUGCUUAUACUUAGGUAUAGUUCAGUCAAAUUUCACAGUUGGAAUCAGUGUUUCCUGCACUACUUUUCAGCAGUGGCAAUCCCCCGCUGCUGAGACAUGACAAAAUAACUCAUAAUUGACCUGAGACGUAGAUGAUCGUUUUGCAGUCUGUACUGAAUGUGAUGCAAUAAAAAGACCAUGUGCUGUUUUAUAAUGCAGAGAAUGUGUAUUUUAAUGGUGCCGUCCCUAUGGACUGUGCUGUCAACAACAUACAAUGCAACCAGCGCAUUCAAAUUCAACAACAACUCUUAUAAACCAGUUCUUUAAUCGUGAAUCAAAAACAAACUAAACUUCUAGCACUGAAUGUUUCUGAUUCGCUAAAAAGAACCAGUUCAUAAGAAUCAUUAUUUCAUCAGAAUCAGACUAAACAGCUUGUGCUCUAUGUUUCCUGAUGUACUGAUUCUUAUGAACUGCAUGGUUCUUUUUAGCAAAGAAAAAAGAUACAGCACAGUCAGUAGCUAUGUUUCCAUCACCAUGUUUUUAUGCGCAUUUUGAAGUAUCGAAUGAGAAACGAGUGAUGAAUACACCACUUGCAAAAAAGUUUUUACGCUCGCUUGAGGUGGUUUUGACUUGUGCGAAAAGGACUUGUGGGAAUAAUGGGAGAUUGAAAUGCAUUUGCCAAAUAAAUUCCUUCAUGCCCAUCUAAAAAGUUAAUGUGACUUUGCACUAUGGGAUGGCAAAACCUGAGUAACCAGUGGACCGAUCUCAUUCCACAGCAUCUGAAAUGUUGUUAUGGCCAUUAUGAAAUGCCCAAGCAAAGUCUGUCGUCUGUAUAUUUCUGUAUAAUUGCCUCCCAGAACUGUUACAUUCUGGCAUGCAUGAAAACAAUGACCAAAUUUAUUUUAUUUUGUCUGCUUGCACAGGUGCAAGUAACAUAUUAUAUAUGAAAAUUAUUAUAUUCAGUGCCUUCUACUUUUUUAGUAAUAUAUAUUGGAACACACAUAUAGUGGAAACAGUGCUUAUUUUUUGUAUUAUUUUAUUGUAUUAUUAUUUGUAACUUUGAAUGGAAUCCUGGCUAAUGUAACCUGAUUCCCAAAUUAAUGGCUCUUAUGCAAAGGCUCUUUGUGGCAGACAAAUGCAUUAAAUAAACUUAAUAAAAUUAACAAUAACAAAAAUGAUUCUUUGCUUCAUAAGGAUGUGAUUGGUGCUUUGCACAGCCACAGAUGCAUUACAGCCACUCUCUACCCAUCUUUGUCUUUUGUUUUCUUCCUUUUCAUGGUAACCACAGUGUCCCUCCCACACACACGCACAUAUACGCAUGCACACUCACACACUGCAGUAUAGGAUCUCUUAACCCACAUGCCGUGUGGUUUAAUUUUCUCGGAGAGUAAGUGAGAGAGAUAAGAAAGAGAAAGAAAGAAAGACAGGGAGGCGUUGGGCCCACUGAUUCCAUUCUCUUAGUUAAGGAGUUUCCAUUGGCACACAGCCAUUUCCAAUGACCAAGGACUACUUUCUGUUUUUACGUUUUAAUUUGGGCAGCAGUAAACCGUCAGCGUUCGUCAAGGCUCACAGCUUCUACACGCUCGCUCUGAUUGAAGGAGCCUUUCGACAGUAACCACCACAUGCAACCUGCUGUGAAUGGAGUCCAGCUUUGAGGGCUUGCGCCUGUCUGCAUCGUCUGUAUGGAGUACACAAACUGCCUCUUUUGCCCAGUCAGGAGUUAAAUCAAGAUGACAAGGGGUGUGAGCGGUAUGUCCGUGGAUGAGAAGUCUGAAGCUCCCAUGUACGUGUAUGAGUCGACAGUGCACUGUACCAACAUCCUGCUGGGUCUGAAUGAGCAGCGGAAGCAGGGCCUGCUCUGUGAUGUGACCGUGCUGGUGGAGGGGAAGGAGUUCCGCGCGCACAGGGCUGUCCUAGCAGCCUGCAGCGAGUACUUCCUACAGGGGUUCGUCACCCAAAGUGACAAUGAACUGGUUCUCAGCAUGCCAGAGGAGGUCAGUGCCCGGGGAUUCGCUCCAUUGUUACAGUUUGCCUAUACGGCUAAGCUGCUGCUCAGCAGAGAAAACAUCCAGGAGGUCAUCCGCUGUGCUGAAUUCCUGCGCAUGCACAACCUGGAAGACUCCUGCUUUCGCUUCCUGGAGGCCCAGCUGCGCAGUGAGGAGGAUGGCCUGGUCCUCUGUCGCAAGAUGGCAUCUGAGAGCAAUCACUCGGAGGAAGAAAGCAUGCAACCUGAGUUGCUGACAACAACGCCAACUGCAGUGACCCUGUCUGGCUCUCCACACUCUCGCCGUGAACUUGCCCUGAACUCCUUGCGGCGGCCAGACCAUGAGCGGCUGGCAGCGACAGAGGAGUUCGCUGAUGGACGGAUGGACUUCGAGCAUCACGGCACCUCAGACCUGCCACGAUGCCCUAAAUACAGGAAGUACCAGUGGGCAUGCAACAAGCACAAUAACGACACCUCCUCACACACCAGUACCUCAGGUUUUCCAAGCACAUUCAAGGAGAUGAACAGGCCAGCUGUGAUGCAAAUCAAGCAGGAGCCACGCAGCGAGGAAGAGUCCAUCUCGCUUUGCCUGUCAGGGGACGAGCAGGAUGGUGGUGAAAAGGACGGUGUGGCCGAGAUGGAACUGGAUGGUUCCAUUGCAGUGGACCAACCAAAAGGCAGCAGCAAGUCACCCACCUGCCUACGAACUCUCUUUAAGAAGGACCUGCCUAGCACACCCCAGCAGGUCUUCGCUAACAGACUCGUCAGUGCCCAGGAUAAAGGAACCACUCAGGGAGACCACAAAAAAGACUACAGGCCUUCGCUUGGCAAUGAGCUUGGCAUGCCUGUGGCGUUCCCCAAAGACACAGAUGGUUUCCCGCCAGGGCUUACGUUGAAGUCAGCUCCCUGCGAUGGUGUGUGCAAGCAAGAGGUGGAGCCGGAUCGCCGCAGUGUCAUCUUCUCCUCAGGGCCCUGUGACCGACUGGGUACACCCACCCACUCCCAUCCCAGCGGGAACUCACUGGAGAAGGAGCUGUCAGAACACAUGCCAAAGGGAUUGUGGGCCGGCGGCAGCCAGUCCCUCCCCAGCUCCCAGACCUACUCCCCCAGCACCACAGCCAGCGACCCACCCCUGCUUUGCCGCCAAAGGCCCAACACCAGUUGCCCAGUGCCAAUCAAAGUAUGCCCGCGAUCGCCCCCCUCAGAGACCCGAACUCGGACCUCCAGUUCCUGUUCGUCGUAUUCUUAUGCUGAGGACGGGAGUGGCGGGUCUCCCUGCAGCCUGCCGCAGUUCGAGUUUUCGUCCUCUCCUUGCCCCAAUGUGACACGGUGUCUCACGACUGACCCGCAGGAGGCAGGCGGUGGGACGGAUGCGCUAUUUGCACGCGUGCGGCCCAAGAUAAAGUGUGAGCAGUCGUAUGGAACCAAUUCCAGUGAUGAGUCAGGGUCCUUUUCGGAGGGGGACAGUGAAUCAUGUCAUGCUCGAGAGCAAGGCCCUGAGGUCAAGCUUCCGUUCCCAGUCGAUCAAAUCACAAAUCUUCCACGCAACGACUUCCAAAUGAUGGUGAAAAUGCACAAGCUGACCUCAGAGCAGCUGGAAUUUAUCCACGACGUGCGCAGACGCAGUAAGAACCGCAUCGCGGCCCAGCGCUGCCGCAAGAGGAAACUUGACUGCAUUCUGAACCUUGAGUGUGAAAUACGCAAACUAGUGUGUGAGAAGGAGAAGCUCUUAACAGAGCGCAACCAGUUGAAGGCGUGCAUGGGAGAGUUAUGGGAGAAUUUCUCCUGUCUAUCUGAGGAGGUGUGUCGAGAUGUGCAGCUGAGCCCGGAACAGGUCCAUCACUACUGCCCCAUUCUGCGCCCCGGCAACCAGGCCCUGCCCACCGGCAGCAUCGACCUCACCACUUGCUCCACCCCCGAACAGAGCUUCCACAAAUCGGCCACCGCAAAAGACGGUCAACCGCGACCGGCCCAGUGGAAGACCGGAAACGGGUCCGAAGACGUAAGCAACGACAGGGAGGAGCAAGAACCUGGCUCCGCCUACCUGGAGGCGGGGCUGUCCCUGGAACAGUCCAAUCAGACGGUGACAGUAGACUUCUGUCAGGAGAUGACAGAUAAAUGUACAACCGACGAACAGCCCAACAGAAAGGACUGUACCUAAUGAUGGUGGUUUCUCUGUGUUGAUUUGUUUUACGAUGUUUUUUUUUUUUAUUAUUUAAUUUAGUUAUGUCUUCUGAUAAACCCUCAAAAAUCGAGGGCUGUUGAGAUGGCCAGCCUCUGCCAGUGUUUUUGAUUUUUUUUUUAUAUAUAUUUAUGUCUUUUUAUUGUCUUUUUUUAAACAAAGGUUGACACUACAGUUGUCUUAACAGCAGCAAUACUGUUCUCCAGGUUCUCUCUCAUUCAGCCAUGGCAGAGUGGCUGAGACCUUCUCACAGAACUUCACGAUGGUGCUACACCUUUCCAUGACAGUGGCAACACUGUCUGUUUCCAAUUACAGUCCAUUCAGAUGGGAUGGGCUCUGACCACAUCUCAAAUUCAGACCUCUACGGACCUAGCAGCAGCUUUUUGCUCUCUCUCUCUCUCUCUCUCUCUGUCUCUCUCUCUCUCUCUCUUCGUCCCCCCCCCCCCCACCCCCCCCCCCCCACCCACGUUCACUGUUCCUGCCCUCUACCUCUAAAUCUCUACCACUCCUUCUCUCUUCUCUUUCUCUUUGUGGCCCUUGUCACAGUAAAUUCAAACUCAGGAAAUAUUCUGAAUGUUCAGUAUAACUCAUGAAAAAAAAAAAAAAUAAUACAGAUUUUUUUUCUACAGCAGCUAGACUGUAAAUGUCCAUAUGCAAAAAUGUCUUCUGCAUCAUACGUUAGUAGUGUCUGUGUACCGCAACACUUAAUUUGUACAGAUGGUGGUAUCUAAAACAUUCCUCCUUUGCCUUCCACAGCACUGAUACGAAAGAAAGUACGACGGAAAGACGAAUGAUUCGCAUCGUAGUUUCGCCCACCUUUUGCGUCAGCAAUACUGUACCAUUGGAUGUUUUUCGAGAAGUGCUUGCUCGGCAGAAAGCGUAUUGUAAAUAAUGCGGCGCAUGGAGACGGUUUCGGUAAUAUUGUACAGGUAGAACUUUAGAUGGCUUUUUCGUUUUUCUUUGCUUUCUUUUCUCUGGGGUUUUAACAAGCACCUUUUUGUCCCGAAGGGAAAAUUGUUGCUGUUUCCUGUCUCAAAUGAAUCCCCCAUGACGAUGGGUGUGCUUAAACUCAGGAAACUAGCACUCUUACACUCACGCAUGCACACACACGCUCGCAUACGACAACCCCCCUCCACCCCAGUGCAGCGCAUAGAGCCCCUUGCAUGUAAUUUGGAUGAAAAUGGUGUGCGUAAUGCUGUUCUCCUUUAAAUGUGAAAAAGUGCUCUCUGAGGAAACCUUAUUUCUUAUCAGUAUUUACAGUGUGUUCACGGACACCUCCGAACAGUGUUAUCUAAAACAAACGUCGUCACGAUCACACACCCUUUCAGUUUCGGCCCAUUUUAUCGCUCUGACAGGAACAGGAAAUGAUGUUAAAGUCAAUUAAAGGCUUUUUUUCUUCCCUCAGCACUCUUUGACCGUUUAGCACUUCAGAAAGGGUAGAUUUCUUUUUCAGGACCCUAAAAAGUCUGAAAUUGAAGCACUUAACGCGGACACUUAAAAGUGUCUUUUCAGGCAGAUGAUCUUUAAUGACUUGGUAUCUUAUAAAGAAUUUUUUCAGGUUCAUUUAAAUGAAAAAAAUAAGGAAGUGUUCAAACUGCAUAUUUACGGAAGACACUAAAAAAAACUAUAUUAAAAAGCAUCGAAAAUCUGAUCUGAGAUGGAUGGAAUAAGCCCAUUCUUUAAAUUCGUCCUAUAUUUCUCUUUAUUGUACAUUUGUUAGACACGUAUAUCCAUACUAAUGGGAUUGCAUGCUGCCUGUUUGUUUUAUAUAGUUUGUUUAGAGUUUCUUUGCCUCAAAAUGUAGGCCUCAAAAAAACAGUUCGAUGGUUGUUUAUUCUGGUUUAGUUGAGCAUAAACUGAGAGCAUUUUUCUUGAAGAAUUGGAUCUCCCAACUGUUGGGAAUGCCUCUCAUUUGACAUAGUUCUAUAUUAUUUGAAUGACCUUUGACCCCUAGAGCUCUAUGUAUGCGUGCUUGUGUUUUUGCAAGUCUGAUUGAUAAAUAUUCAGACGCGUUUCAAGUUGUAAUACAUCCCGUCUCCCUCUCAUAUGCAAGCACACACACACAAACACACACACACACACAAACACGUCACACUGGGUGGAGUGUCUCUCCUGGGAUGUAGAAUCUAGAGGUGUUGUGAUGAAUAGUUGUGCUGUUGUUUUCAUUGUGGAUCUUUUUCUCUUUCUCUCUUUCUCUUUUUUCUAAAGAAAUUGAAACAGUAUUUGCCAUUUCUAAAUUGUAAUCAGGUGCAAGACUAGAACUAAAGAUUUAUGGGUCCAAGUGGACAUUUGUGCACACAUAUGCAAAUCAUCCCUAUAAUGAUGCGUUUUUCUUAUUUCAUGUUGUAUAGAUAAUGAAUAAUGAAGCGUGGAAAGCAUGAACUUCCACUUGACAAGCACACUGUCGUACACUUUAGAAUCUAUGUCCACAAUUUUGACAUUUCUAAAAAAAUCAAAGGUCACACCUGCAUCAAGGCGAUCCAAAAACAUUUUCCCAAAUCUGCUUUUAUUUAUGUUCCUCGCAUAGCAGUGUACUUGUUGUGUUUUCUGUUGUGACUCCUCACGCUUGCACACUUGGCCUUAAGAGCCUGGGGAUGCUUUGGUUCAGGCCGACGUUUCGAUGAAGAAACGGUGGAAGAAACUGGGAGUCUGGGUGACACGGAUUGGAAUUCUGACCUCUGUUAGCCUCUGUUACUAAAAGCUGCAUCAUGUUUGCCUCCACGGUGACUUCAAGGGUUCGUCCUGGUCACAGGUUAAAUAAGCUUAUUAGCUCUCCUCUCAACAACACUUCUGCUAGUUUUUGUUGUUUUACAGAGGUUUUAUUUUCGUAUCGGACUCGUGGUUGCUCUUGUAUCUUGUCUCAGGGUGCGUGCCAAGGUUUUUGGUUUUGGUUUUUGGUUUUCAGACAUUUUUGAUGGUAGCUGGUGAGCUCAGCCUUCGUUCUUCGCGUAUUUUUGUGUCUUGCGUUUUUGUGUCUUCUUAUAAAACUAAUGGGUGGGUAGCAUGAUUUUUUUUUUUUUUUUUUUUUUUUUUUGUAUAGAGUUUCUAAGCUAAGAAUAACUGAUUCGUAGAGAAAACCAACUAGAUUUGCACAAUUAUUUUGGAUGAAAACCCAACAAGGGCUAUGAAAUAUCUCAAAAUAAAAUCCAGCAAUUCGUUUUUGGUUGUCAGUUGGCUGCUACAGCUAAUCGUUUAAGCUUUGGAUUUGCAAUUGCGUUCAAAAGAUGUGUAUUUUAAGCACACAUCUUUUUAAUACACACUUAUCAAAAGAUGUGUAUUUUAAGCUUCGUAAAUGUACAAUACUGUACAAGAAAACGCCCUACAUGUCUUCAUCUAUGUAAGCUCCCAUUUAAUGUCAUUUGUUUGAAUAAUUUGGCCGGUUUGUUUCGUUCGUGCUGCUCCUCUGAAAUAUGAACACUGGCGUUCCAAAGGGUUGCUCAAAAACAUGCCUUUUUCACAAUUUGCUUAACUUUAUAAAACAUUUAGUAUUCGGACUGAUAACAGCAUGAGAAAAAGGCAAAAUGUUUACAAAAAAGUGUCGUGUUUUACGAGAAUUUUGCCAUGUACAUAGAAAUCGUGAGGCUCGUUCGAAUGGAUAGGUUUAGCAUUCUGUCUCUUUGUUUUGUACGUUUUUACAAGCGAACAGAGAAAUGGCCGUUUGAUAACUAUGCUCCUUUUCCUCAAGUUGUCUUUUUGCCCGACGGGGAUGCUCCAGUGUACCAUGAAUACAAAGUGCACCUCCAACUUUGCCUUAGAACUUCCAGAGGCCAUAGUUCACAUUCAAGUGAAGAGUGUAUGCAGGGGCUGUGAGCCCCCAUGUUUCGGCUAGCAGAGCGGACUCUCUCUCUCUCACACUUAUCUACCUGUGAAAUCCUUCAUACCUCUCAUUACUGGUCAAUGACUGUAUCAGCAAACUGCAUCAGGUGUUUUUUCUACAUGCUUUUUACACAGAUUAUAUGGAUUAUUGUAUUGGUAGAUUUUGGUGCAUCAUUUUUAAUGGAAUAGCUCUUUGGCUUGUAGUCACACGAGUUGUUUUUCUCUCUCUAUCUCUCUUUCUGACUCUUUAUCGCAUUUUUUCUAGAAGACUGUUUUGUGUUAAUAUUGUCGAUUUGAGGUAGCUGUUUCUUUGCUUAUUCUGUACUAAGAGUUUUUACUUUUUUUUUCAUUUCGAAAUGCUACAUGACCCUAAUGACUUAAAAACCAUUGUACAUACGGUAUUGUGCAGGACUCAUUUUCAUGCAUUUCAAUUGCUAGUGUUAUAUAAUUGACAGAUUUUGUCUAGACACCAUUUCUGUUUAUGAAAUAAAGAAACAUAUCAUGUAA